AUGGAUGACGUCACCAUCGGCAGACAUUGUCAUGAUCCACAUGGUGAGGUGCUCAACUUGGACGAUGAGUCAAGCGAUUUAUUCCGGGAAAUGCGCUGCGAGGCGUGCAGGCAGCCCUUGCGAGAAUACUUCUACUAUGAAUGCAGCAGUGGAUGUGUGAGCACAAUUGCAGAUCUCCAUAUUGAAGAUCAGAAAGACAAUGUGGUUGACUCCUCAGAAACACCACCUGGAUCUCAGCCCCCCGUACGGCUAUGCGUCGCAUGCACCCGCAAAGUUGAUCAACUGACGCAAUGCGAACGAAAACACUGCCAGAAGAUCUUCUACACUAAGAGCGACAACAAAGGAUUGGCCUCCUUUAGAGCGAAGUUGCGAAAGCGCGAGUUCGGAACAGAUGCUUCAUCUCAUCCAUCGCUGACAAAAGCAGCGCACAAGAUCAUAUCUCCAGCUCAGUUUGCAAAUGCCGGACCAAUUCACGUUGCUCUCACUUUCGGGCCUCUAAUGAUAGAGAAUGGCCUGAGGCCUGUCUACAAAGCAGACAUCUCGUGUCGUCCAAUUCCAUCGCUACGUUAUGAGCCACCUCGGAUGAAGAUGAUCUACUCCGAAAGAGACGCAACGAAAGAAACAGUUCUCAUAGGACACGUGUAUGACGACAAAACCCAUAAACGCGUGAUCAAAGAGCUGCACGAGAAGCCGAGAACAGACCGCCGCAUCCUUGGGUGUGUCAAAAAGGUGUGUGGUGGCGCGUUCUCUGGACACAAUGUGCAUUUUGCAGACGGUGAGCGGCAAGUGGUAAGACGUGUGAUUGAGGCCAAGUCUAGCUUUAAGCUAAGCGGGGAGUCUGUAGGUUGGGUCGCUCGAGCGCGAUCGAACUUACACGCGGUCUCGCUGCCCAUUGUCGAAGCCAUCAAAGAAACCUUUGGUCAUGAAGUCAACCUGUACCUCGAGCAUUUCGCCAAGGUUUUGGCAAAUCAAGAAGUCCGCCUGGAUUGGGAUUUACGAGAAAACAACUGCCAGGCUUUUGCAACAAAUCUUCUCAAAGACUUGCCAAUGUAUGGCACAUUCCAUCCCAUGCCUAAAGCCUUUCUUAACGACGAAGACGUCCGAGACGCGAAAGACUGGCCUUGUCCUCGUUACGCAAUGUCCUUCGGGUCACGUAUCGACACCCCGAUUGCAUUAUUGCGCCCGCAACCUCGGUCUCUCAUUUGGAACUUCUAUCACAAGAAAAGGGACAACUGUGAUAUCAUCGAAUUCGGAGAGGUAUAUCGAAGAAAGCCUUGUGCUUUCCCGACCGAGGCAUGGCAACUGCUCGACAGUAUCGGAGACACCGGAGCAGCAAAGAUCUCGUUAGUCGACGCUCUAUGGAGCAUUCCGAGAGACUCCAUAUCCAUCUUGCACACGCACUUCCUGCGCCAAUCUUCAACGUACUCUAAUGCCGAACAACAAGUGUUGAGUAGGGAGGAGUGGGUCAAGAAUCGUCUUCGCGUGAUGCAUCAGCUCGAUGUUUUCGCUAGUUUGUGUGGUUCAAUGACCGCAGCGCUAAUGGAGCAACGUGUCGAGAAGGUGCAUCUCCUCGAAAAAUACUUUCCUCCGCCUGCAGAGGAAUUUGGUGUCUUCCACACCGAGGAGAAGAUUGGCGCGAAAGAAAUUGGCACAAACAAGAAAUGA
Messenger RNA from Alternaria alternata, 1665 nucleotides. RefSeq lists its product as hypothetical. The coding region runs from base 1 to 1665 and encodes 554 amino acids. The transcript has 6 exons. The record is from RefSeq and is a predicted model, not a curated record. NCBI's taxonomy places the organism in Eukaryota, Fungi, Ascomycota, Dothideomycetes, Pleosporales, Pleosporaceae.